Molecule: messenger RNA, 7696 nt
Organism: Epinephelus moara (kelp grouper)
Lineage: Eukaryota; Metazoa; Chordata; Actinopteri; Perciformes; Serranidae
Gene: trip11
Product: thyroid hormone receptor interactor 11
Exons: 21
Coding region: 478-6420 (1980 amino acids)
Biological process (GO): Golgi organization; endoplasmic reticulum to Golgi vesicle-mediated transport
Cellular component (GO): Golgi apparatus
Molecular function (GO): small GTPase binding
Source: RefSeq, a predicted model, not a curated record
UGUCCACGUCAAACCUGACAGCCAUCGCCGCAGCCGAGCUGAUAAUAUGGCUGCAGUUGAGGUGGCACUUUCUGGGCGCUGUGUUGUUUAGACCGGCUAAAAAACUGCUGAAAACACCGCUAACACUCAGCGUACGCGACUCAGACCUGAACGCAGCGCCGCCAUUAAAGGUAUCAGCCGUUUGACUGCGAUAUAAGUUAGCUUAGCUUAGCUUAGCUUGGCAAAUUCCUUCAGGCAAACGAUCAGCUGUUACUAGCCGGAGUCUUUGCUAAAUGAGCGUCUGUCAGCCUGAAAAGCGACUUUGUUUCGGGACAUUUCAGUGGACUGUGAAGUUUAACGACGUGUCUGUGGUUUCGUACGAACAGUUGAGCUUCAUGACCGAGUUCACGGUGUCACCUCUGGAGUCAAAGCUAGGCUAGCCCCCCUGGUCCUCCUCGGCCCUGCUUUGUUUUUGUUUGGUUUGUAGCCCUCCUCGAGAUGUCAUCGUGGCUGGGUGGGAUCGGCUCCGGCCUCGGUCAGUCUCUGGGCCAGGUCGGCGGGAGCCUGUCCACCUUCACCGGACAGAUAUCUAACUUUACCAAAGACAUGCUGCUGGAGGGGGUGGAAGAAGUAGGAGAUGCUACCACAGAACUGCAGGUGUCCAAUUCCAGGUUGGCCGAAGUCGAGGCUGCGUUUGCCACUCAGAAAUCUGAGUAUGAGAGAUUAAGAAAGCUCCAUGCAGAGCUGGAGGAGAAGCACGAGGCGUCAGAGAUCCAGAUUAAAGCACAGUCUGCAGAGUACAGAACCCUCCUGCAACAGAAAGAUGUGGAGAUCAGUCACUUGAAAGCUCGGCAGAGUGGACUCCAGGAGCAAGUCCAGAAGCUGCAGCACUCAGCUCAGUCCUCCUCCAUCGGCCCCGCCGUGCUGCCCGUCACCACUGCUUCCUCGACCACUACUUCCUCUUCUGUCUCCUCUUUCCUGUCACGGCCUGCAGGGUCCCACCAGGGCUUCCACAGCGACGAAAUGGACCUCAGCGACGUCCUCUGGUCGCAGCAGGAGAUCAACCGGCUGUCGUCAGAAGUCACGCGUCUGGAGGCUGAGGUGGCGCACUGGAGGAGAAUGUCUCAGGCAUCAACAGCAGCAGGAGGUGGUAACGGCGACCAGGGAGAGAUUGUCAAACUUCAAAGAACCAUUAAGGAGCUGCGAGAGGAGAUGAGUCGUGAGGUGGAUGAACACCAGCAUGAACUGGCGGCUCUGCAGGACGCCCAGCGGCAGAAGAUGGCCGACAUCACACGGCGACACAGAGAGGACUUAGCAGAGUACGAGGAGAGGAUAGAGGAGCUGGAGGAACAGAUUCAGAGUGGUGGUGGUCCAGCAACUCCUUCAUUAGAUGCCUCCAAAGUGGCUGAACUGCAGAAAACCAUAAGCUCCCUGCAGGAUGCGGCAGAUCAACGGGAGAAGCAGCUGGCCGAGCUGUCUGCCAGUCUGGAGGAGGCGCAGAGGAAACAGGCAUCGCUGCAGCUGGAGAAGGACGAGGCCCAGGAAGAAAACACCGGGCUGCUGCAGAAUUACACGCGGCUGCAGGCCUCUGUAGCCGAGCUGCAGACACGAGUACAAGAGCAGGAGGGGAAGUCUCUGCAGAAAGCCCAGCUGGACCACGAGAUCCAAGUGUUGAGGAAAAACCUUGAAGCUGCCGAAAAAGAAAUAGAGGAACUUAAAAGCCUGGCUGAGGCAGGACCAAAGGAAGAAGUUGAGCACGCAGACAUCUUAGAGCUGAACACAAUUAUUGGGACGUUGAGACAAGAAAAGGAAGACUUAGAAGAAGAAAAGCUUAAUCUGCAAGAAAGACUAAAACAGGCAGAGGAGCAAACCAUUAGCAAUAAUGAAGCUGAGUCUGAUGAAUCAGAGUCAGUGGAUAUUCUGAAGGCGGAGCUGGAGAGGAGAGAAAAGGCCCUGAGAAACGUUGAGGAGGAACGCGACACCCUGAUGUCUGAGCUGGAGGAACUGGACCGGCAAAACCAGGAAGCAACACAGCACAUGAUCUCGGUGAAGGAGCAGCUCUCUGGACAGCUGAAGGAGGCCGAGGCAGAGCUGAACACAACCAAAGAGCAGAAGAGGGCACUGGAGCAAGAGCUGGAGUCCCAAAAAGAGAAAACGAGCCACAGUGCUUUCACCCUCAACGAACUGCAUAUGGGCAAACAGGAGCUGGAACGGACAGUGAAGGAGCUGAAGGAUAAACUUGGACAUGCGCAGGAGCAGAGCAGGGAGGCACGUAGAGAAAUCACACAGCUGAAGAAGACUCUUCAGGAGCAAGAGGAGCAAUUUUCUUAUGCCAAAGCACAGGUGGAUCAAGCGGGGGAGAGAGGAGGUGAGGCACAGGAAACUAGAGAGAAGCUAGCAGGGAAGGAGAGGGAGUUGUUGGAACUCAGGAGAGAACUGAACGAGUUGAGGGGCUCUCAGGAGAAGGCGAUGUCUGAGGACUAUGAGUAUAAGAUAGAGAACAGGAGGCUGAAAGCGGAGAAUGAGGAGGCUUUGGGUAAAGCUGAAGAAGUUACCAAGCAGAUGAAGGAAAGCCAGGCAGCUCUGAACAGGACUGUACGUGAGAAGGAAACUCGUAUUGAAGCUCUGAAGCUGGAGAAAACUCAACUGGAGGGUGAAUUGGGGCAGACUGAGAAGACUUUAGCAGAACAGGCGAAACAGUACCAGCAGACCAUCGAGGAGUUGACUCGCGCACGCUCCAUGGAUGCCUCCGCUUUACAGACGGAGCAUGAGCGAGCCAUCAAGCUCAACCAGGAGAAAGACAUGGAGAUAGCUCAGCUGAAGAGGGACAUAGAGCAGUUAGCGUCUGACCACAGAGACACCAAUGAGAUGCUCUCCAUCACUGUUGCAGGGCAGAAGCAGCUGACAGAUUUGCUGCAGGAGAAGGACACCUUCAUGGAUACACUAAAACAGAACGCUUCAGAUUUGCAGAAGGAGAUGGAGAACCGUAUUACAGUCUUGACAAAGGAAGCGGACGCUCUCAAACAGGCACUAGAGGAGAAAGAUAAGCAGUUGGGGGGUAUGAAGGAGGACAACAGUCAUUUGAAAGAAGAGAUUGACCGACUCAGGGAUCAGCAGAGCAGACCUCAACCUCUGACUGAGCCCCGGACCUUAGACAUCAUCACUGAGCUGGAGACGGAGAUCACACAGCUCAAGUCCUCCAGGAGUGGUCAGGAGGAGGAGGUCCAGACUCUGAGGAGAACCGUGGAAGAGCUGCAGGCCUCUCUCCUUCUGUCGCAGCAGUCCCUCCAGACUCAGCAGACUGAGCUUGAGCAGGCUCAUGCUCGCCAUCAGCAGACCACACUUAACUAUGACAGACUCAUCAAUGCCAGAGAUGAAGAGAUAUCCUGCCUCAAGCAGACGGUAGAUCAGCUCAGUGAGAGUCGAGUUCGUGUCGAUUCCCCUCCUGUGCAGGGAGAGGUCAUCCUGCAGGAGGAGAAGACGCAGACUCUAAAUCAGGAGAACGGCAAUGAGAAACACGACCUAUCUAAGGUAGAUAUAGAGAGACUGGUGAAAGGCAUCAAGGAGAAAGAGACUGAGAUCAGCCAGCUGAACGAGAAGAACCUCUCACUUACCAAACAGCUGGAUCAGCUGGUGGUGUCCCGUGAUGAAGUGGGCAAACUGUCCCAGAUGAUCCUGCAGAAGGAUCUGGAGAUCCAGGCGCUUCAUGCCAGAGUGUCCAUGGUCGGGGGUGGCGGACACAGCCAGGAUGUCAUGUUCCUACAGCAGCAGCUGCAGGCGUACGCUGUGGAAAGAGAGCAAGUGCUGGCCGUGCUCAAUGAGAAGACCAGAGAGAACAGCCAGCUUCGCUCCGACUAUCACCGUCUCAUGGACAUCAUGGCAGGGAAGGAGGCGGCUCUGAUGAAGCUUCAGCAGGAGAACCAGCGCCUCUCCAACAUGAGCGAUCCCACAGGAAGCCAAGAGAUGUUCAAGGAGACCAUCCAGAACCUGUCCCGCAUCAUCAGGGAGAAGGACAUAGAGAUUGAUGCUUUAACCCAGAAGUGCCAAACCCUGGUGACCGUCCUGCAGUCCUCAGGAGGAGAGUCCGGCGCCGGCUCUGGAGGCGUCAGCAGCAACCAGUUUGAGGAGCUUCUACAGGAGAGGGACACACUGAAACAGCAGGUGAAGAAGAUGGAGGAGUGGAAGCAGCAGGUGAUCACCACGGUCAAGAACAUGCAGCAUGAGUCGGCUCAGCUGCAGGAGGAGCUGAUCAAACUACAGGGACAGGUCUCCGCUGACAGCGACUGCAGCUCCAAGCUGUCAGUGGACUAUGCUGGACUGAUCCAGAGCUACGAGCAGAAGGAAAGGAGGCUGGGAAGUCUUAGUCAGGAACUAGCUCAGGUCCAACAGACUAUCACCCAGCUCAGCACCACCAAGGAUGUCCUGCUGGGUAAACUGGACAGCGUGGCACAGACUCCUGAAGCUGUAGCUGCUCAGUCUAGUGCACCUUCUCUCACAGCUGAUGCUCCAAGCCAGCAGAUGUCUCCAACAGCAAGCAACGAGAAACUACAGGAAGAAAUGACACGAUUGCAAACUCAGUUAGCUGAGAAGGAAAACAUAAUCAGGACUCUUCAGGAGAAUAACCACCGGCUCUCCAACUCAGCAUCUGCCACAGAGAGCGAGCAGAGAAGUCAAGCGGAGGAGGUCCGGCUAGUCAAAGAGAGGCUGGAGGCCCUGCAGAGGUCUGUGAGGGAGAAAGACCUGCUCAUCAAAAACAAAGGCGACCAGCUGAGUCAUGUCAGCGAUUCGCUACGUAACCGCGAGAAUGACAAUGAAGUCCUGAAGCAGGCGGUGACCAACCUGAAAGAGCGCGCUCUUAUCCUGGAACUGGAUGUGAAGAAGCUGAAGGAGGAGAACGAGCAGGUGGCUGCACGCUCUCGAGAGAAAGAGUCAGAGUUCAGAGCGCUGCAGGAAACCAACAUGCAGUUUUCCCUCCUGCUGAGGGAGAAGGAGUUUGAACUGAGUGCAGUGAGCGAGAAGUCUGCAACUGUGGAGAGGAUGCUCAAGGACAAAGAGCAGGGUAAGUCUGGUGAGCUGAAUCAACUCCUGAAUGAACUGAAGUCCAUGCAGGACAAAGCUGUGGCGUUCCAGCAGGAGAGGGAUCAGAUAAUGAUGGCACUCAAGCAAAAACAAAUGGAGACCACUGCAGUACAAACUGAGCUUCAGCACAUGAGGGACAAAGAGCAGCGUCUCAACUUGGAGCUGGAAAGGUUGCGUAAUCACCUCUUAGAGAUUGAGGACUCAUACACGAGAGAAGCCCUCGCUGCAGAGGACAGGGAGACUGAACUGCGCAGGAGGGUGGCGCUGCUGGACGAGAAGCUGGCCACGUCCUCGAGUGCUGUGGAGAAUGCCAGCCAACAGGCCAGCAUGCAGGUGGAGUCUUUGCAGGAGCAGCUGAGUGGGGUGGUGAAGCAGAGGGACGAAGCACUCAUCCAUCUCAGAACCUCCCAGGAGCAGGUCAACCAGUAUGCGGUGUCACUCUCCAACCUGCAGAUGGUGCUAGAGCAGUUUCAACAAGAAGAGAAAGCCAUGUACUCGGCAGAGCUUGAGAGGCACAAGAAAGAGAAGGAGGAGUGGAAAAGAAAAGCUGAGAAGCUGGAAGACCAAGCAUCAGCCCUUCAGAUUAACCUUGACGAAGCCACCGCUGCUCUGGAGUCAGCGUCUCGCCUCACCGAUCAGCUCGAUCUAAAGGAGGAGCAGAUUGAGGAGCUGAAGAACCAAGUGGAUGUGAGACAGGAGAUGUUGGAGGAAGCGCAGAGGAAACUGAUGAACCUCCUGAACAGCACAGAGGGGAAGAUAGACAAAGUCCUGAUGCGAAACCUGUUCUUGGGAUACUUCCACACACCUAAAACCAAGCGUGCCGACGUGCUGAGGCUCAUGGGAAGUGUUCUGGGACUGAGCAGAGAAGAUGUCGAUAAGAUGUUAGAGGAGGACGGACGGCACGGUGUUACUGGAUGGGUGUCGAGCUGGCUGGGAGGCAGAGGAGCACAGAGUGUCCCAAACACUCCUCAGAGGCCCACCAGUGGCCAAGGGUUCAACCACUCCUUCUCAGAGAUGUUUGUGAAGUUCCUGGAAAUUGAGUCGACCCCUACGCUGCCGGCCCCAAGGCUCCCAGUCCAUGACAUCAAGCCUCUGAGCGCCCCGCCUCCGAGACGGACCAGCGGUGCUGCUUCCAGCCCCGCCGCAGGAGCUGCAGCCGUCGCCAAGAGACUUGGCGAGUCCAAUCCCUUCCUGGCCCCUCGCUCUGCAGCGGUGCCCCUGCUGGCUGGCUCCAGCUCCAGCGGCUCGGGAGGUCACCUGCUCAUGAAGCCCAUCUCUGACGCUCUGCCUACCUUCACGCCUGUGCCGGUUUCAGCUGAGGCCAGCGCUGGAGCUGUGCUCAAAGACUUGUUGAAGCAGUGAUCGCUCACAUAAAGAGUGCCAGAUAGACGUUAAGUUUUACACUACAUAGACUCUGAGCAGCUCUGCUACUUAUUGCUGCUCUUUUUAAAGAUAUUCUGCAACAAUAAAUGAUCAGAGAAUUCAUAAAGGCUUAAUAUUCCCUUUUUGGGAGGGGAUACAAACUAAAUGUGUUUUUUUUAGGUUAAGUUUUACUUGCAAUAGCUGCUCUAUGCAACAGAGUCUCCCUUUACACAUCAUCUCAGCAUUAUUGUCACGUGUUGACCUACAAGUUGUUCAAUGAAGUGGCUCCACAUGAAAGAAGGACACAGGAUGAAGCAUUUUAAACUUGUAGUUCAUUCAGAGUGAGAACACCAGUAGAUUUUCAUAGAAACAAUUCAUUUAGUUGUUUGAUUUUCCCUCAUCGCACCUGUUCUGAACACAAGUGACCUUGUUAACUCACUGUGUGCAGUUCAAUACAUGUGGGUCGAGUCUUAUCAUCACCUCUGUCUGCAGCAGGAAACAUCUUCAGUCUUCAUCCUCUGACUUUCAUUGGACAGCUUUUAUUUUCUCCUGAGUCUUUUCUUCUUUGCAGCGAUGCAGUGAAUUGUUUCUGAUCCAGGACUUGCCUAAAACUCUGGCAGCGGGAGCCUGCAUAGAGAUUUAUGUGGUUCAGUACAUCUGUUUAAACCAUAAAGACAUUUUUUGCUAAAUCUUGUCUUUUCCAGACGGCCUGACUGUGAUAUGCAACAAGCGUUGUAAUUAUGGCCGUAACUGCGGACUGUGGUUGAUCAGAGGCUUGAGACUGCUCACAUGUAUGUCGAAGUACAGUACUAUUAUAUAGUUAUAUAUAUGUAAAUGGGUGGUUUUCUUCCUAUUUAUAGGCACUAAGGAAGUUUUGGAAGUCAAGUGCCUGCAUUUUUUGCUAAUUAGAUAGUUGUAUAAUCAGGAUUGUAAAUGGUUAAUAUAAAUAUAUAUAUUUACAAAAUGUAAAAAAAAAAAAACCUGCACAUUUAAAAAGUUUUACCUGACCAGAGCUGGCCAGAGCUGCUCUACGUGUUUUUUUGUAUAGACAUCAAUCAGCCGCUGCAGAGGGAAUGUUACAGGGUUUCUCCAGGUGUAUUGAUAAAGUGUAUAAAAUGUAAAAUCCUCGCUGUAAAAGAAUUUUUGUAGAUGAUAAAAUCUGAAAAUCAGAGGUGACAAAAAAGGAGUUGGAUUCACUUGAAGUUGGAUGAUCUUUAAAGUAAGUUAGUACCUGUGAUUUAAUUGGGAUUUCAGAUCAAAUAAAGGUACUGCUGAC